This is a messenger RNA of Dentiscutata erythropus, 142 nucleotides long. The record is from the annotation of a GenBank genome assembly. NCBI's taxonomy places the organism in Eukaryota, Fungi, Glomeromycota, Glomeromycetes, Diversisporales, Gigasporaceae.
GUGGCUAGCAAAGGCUAGAGGCAUUCGUAAUCCUCACGAAUUACUUCCUUACCUGUCGUCAGGUCGUCGCCUUACACCGGUCCUCAACUUGUCAACUUCCAGGACUAGAAGGUCUAGUAUUUACAUGCCCAAUGAUGAUCUU